UCAAUAAUCAUGGAUCGUUAGUCAAACCAAACAGGAUGGCAAAACUGGUUUAGCAGAACAGAACAAAAUAUAUUGUAACAAGGAAGAAAAAGAAAUAAGCAGUAAAAGUCGAAUGUUAAUGUUUAUAUUUACAAUGGAUGGAUGGAAAUUGGAAAUUGACUUAAAAGUAUCGUUUUCGAGAGGAUAAGUAGGUCUCUUCUUGUCCGUGUUAAAUUAUCGUCGUGUGAAUGAGUUUAUUUUUGUUUCAGUAGGACAUUUGAGAAAAUACUUUUUCUGCAAGAAUGUCCGUUGUUUUUAUAAAGAAACCUAUAGGCUAACUUGAGAUAAGAUUUAAUGAACGAUUUAUAGGCUAAUAGGUGUUCACACGGCAUUAAGUUAUUCACGUCAGUGAGUAAUGACCCGCACCAGAGAGUGGGGUCUGCAAGAACCCGGCCGACCCCUCAACACAGUCAACUUUGAGUCCCCGUCCCACACUGGCACACUGCUCACAGGACUCAACACUCUCAGGGCCAAGGGACACCUCCUGGACGUCACCCUUGUAGCUGAGGGAGAGGCUUUCCAGGCACACCGGGUGGUGUUGGCUUCAUGUAGUGACUACUUCCGUGCUAUGUUCACGGACGCAAUGCGUGAGUCACGUCAGUCGGAGAUCUGCUUGAACGGCGUCAGUGCAGCUGGUAUGCGUCUGCUGCUGGACUACGCCUACACAUCCCGCUUGGCUCUCAACCUGGCCAAUAUACAAGAUGUGCUGAGUGCUGCUAGCCACAUACAGGUGGUUGCAGUAGUGGAGGCAUGCUCUAAUUACCUACAGUCACAGUUGGACUUGGAUAACUGUGUGGACAUUGCCACCAUCUCAGAAACAUACUCACUGUCCCAGCUGCGAGGUGUGGUGUACAGGUUCAUGUGUGGUCACCUGGUUGAGUUCUCCCGAUCACCAGAGUUUGCACGUCUACAUCCCAGUCAGCUGGAGCACCUCCUCGCAUGUGACUUCCCUGUGGACUGUCCUGAAGCAGAUGUCCUGGCUAUCACACUCAGGUGGCUCAUGACCACUUCACAUGAUAACCAUAGAAGUUCGUCAAUGUGCGGGUGGUCUGUGCGACUGCUCCGUCGCAUUCACUUUGGACAGGUGUCACGGUGGGAGCUGGAAAGUAUCUUGCGACGGGUGGACCAACAGUUGUCUCGUCUGGUGCUGUCUGAAGCUCUGCGUCAGUCUCGCCAUCAUCGUGCUACGCCACUACCCUCCCCUCUGGUAAACAGCAGGGGCAUGGAGUUGGCUGUGGUCAAGGUGGGAGGUUUUGGCAUUGGAGGCAUCACCAAUGAGAUAACCUACUUUCUGCCAUCGUCAGGCAAGUGGCGUCACCUCACCACCAUCCCUCAUGUUGAGCAAUGCAACUUUGGCACAGCUGUGUUGCACAAUGACCUCUACGUAGUUGGUGGUUGCUUCAACCAAAGUCUUCAGGAAAACAUCCACCCGUUUGGAUUUCGCUACAGUCCGAGACGUGAUGAAUGGGCGACCAUGGCACCUAUGCAGCAGGAGAGGUGCAGGUUCUCUCUCAACGUUGUGGGAGAUAGACUUUACGCUGUGGGAGGUGUGAGUGAGGUAGCCAAACAAACACAAAAAAUCACUCCUAAGAAACAAAAACUUAUGAUGGAGGAGGAUAGUGUGGAGGAAGAAGGGGAAGGUGAUAGUGCUUGUGAAUGCUACGACCCAGAGACUGAUAGUUGGGACAGCAUCAGUCCACUACCAGGGGCAAGGACACAACAUGCAGCAGCUGCCCUGGACCACUACCUGUACGUGAGUGGUGGACUGGACAGAGACUUGGCACUCAACUCCAUGAAGAGGUACGACACAGAUGAAGACCGAUGGGAGAGCAGGGCGAACAUGCUAACCCCUCGUGUGGAUCAUGCCAUGUUGGUUGUCAAUGGCAGUCUUUAUGUGUGUGGUGGCUGGUACGAAGACUUGGACACUGGCAACAGAGUGCUGGUGGACACUAUAGAUAGAUACGAUGUACACAAUGACACUUGGCACACGAUCACUCAUGUACCAACGCCUCGUUACCAUGCCGGAAUAGUCACAGUGAAAAACCUCAUAUACUUCAUCGGAGGUUUCCACAGCGAUGCAAUGUUUGACAGGGCCACUGCCGCUAUAGAGUGCUACGAUCUGGACUUGAACUUCUGGACUACCACAGAGAAGUAUCCUCAGGACAUCUGGGAACACACGUGUGUAACAUUGUACAUCCCUCGAUGUAGAGAUGACAUGGAGGUCAUCCCUUCACCCACCUCUGCUUGCUAGGAACCAAUCUGGACACUUCUCAAAAACAUCUAAUCAAAUAAUAGAUGUUAGAAUCUAAAUUUAAUAACAUAGAAAUUACAAGACAUUAAAUGUUUGAGUUUUAUGAAAAGUAAAAGUAUAAUUUUUAAGUUAAUUUUCUUUCUUUUUAAAAUCUUAACCAUAUUUAUUUGUCAUCUAGCAUCACAAAUUUGUUUAUCACAAACAGGUUAUAUUUAUAUUGCAGAUAUAAUAUGCUGUAAGUUUUACAGAUUAAAUAAUUACAAAGAUA
Messenger RNA from Macrosteles quadrilineatus (aster leafhopper), 2558 nucleotides. RefSeq names its product kelch-like protein 26. Gene Ontology annotation, molecular function: protein binding. The record is from RefSeq and is a predicted model, not a curated record. The coding region runs from base 395 to 2290 and encodes 631 amino acids. The transcript has 11 exons. Lineage: Eukaryota; Metazoa; Arthropoda; Insecta; Hemiptera; Cicadellidae.